This is a messenger RNA of Lactuca virosa, 1833 nucleotides long. The record is from the annotation of a GenBank genome assembly. NCBI's taxonomy places the organism in Eukaryota, Viridiplantae, Streptophyta, Magnoliopsida, Asterales, Asteraceae.
AUGUAUGGUGACUUUCUUUUGAGAAUUGGGCCAACUUUUGAUGUAAUUGAUAAUACUACCCUUGCUUGUAACCUAGCAACUUUUGAUGGCCUUUUAGUAAUGGAAUCAGAUAUGAUCCAAGAAAUGGGCGAAACAGAGAUGAAGGAUACUGACGCUUACGAGGAAGAGCUUCUCGACUACGAAGAGGAGGACGAGAAGGCCCCUGAUUCAGCCGGUGUUAAAGUCAACGGCGAAGCCGUUAAGAAGGGUUAUGUAGGAAUUCACAGUUCCGGAUUUAGAGAUUUUCUUUUGAAGCCAGAGCUACUUCGUGCUAUUGUGGAUUCAGGAUUUGAACAUCCUUCCGAAGGUAAAUAACAACUAUCACCCCUAUCAUUUGGAGAAGUGGUCAGAUUUGGUAAUUUUUUUUAAUUGAGGAUUCAAUUUCUUUGGUCUUCAUCAGUGCAACACGAAUGCAUCCCUCAAGCUAUUUUGGGCAUGGAUGUCAUUUGCCAAGCAAAAUCUGGUAUGGGAAAAACUGCUGUUUUUGUCCUUUCAACACUGCAACAAAUUGAGCCUGUAGCUGGUCAAGUAGCUGCCCUUGUUUUAUGUCACACAAGGGAAUUAGCUUAUCAGAUCUGCCAUGAGUUUGAAAGAUUCAGCACUUAUUUAACUGAUAUCAAGGUUGCUGUCUUUUAUGGUGGUGUAAACAUCAAGAUUCACAAGGAGCUUCUCAAAAAUGAAUGCCCACAUAUUGUUGUUGGGACACCUGGAAGGAUUCUUGCACUUGCUAGGGACAAAGAUCUUGCUUUGAAGAGUGUGAGGCAUUUUAUACUUGAUGAGUGUGACAAGAUGCUCGAGUCACUCGACAUGAGGAGAGAUGUGCAAGAAAUUUUCAAGAUGACACCACAUGACAAACAAGUAAUGAUGUUUUCAGCAACCUUAAGCAAGGAGAUUCGACCAGUCUGCAAAAAGUUCAUGCAAGAUCCAAUGGAAAUUUAUGUGGAUGAUGAAGCCAAGUUGACUCUACAUGGUCUUGUACAGCACUACAUCAAAUUGAGUGAGCUGGAGAAGAAUCGAAAGCUGAAUGAUCUGCUGGAUGCAUUAGAUUUCAAUCAGGUUGUGAUAUUUGUGAAAAGUGUAAGCAGAGCAGCUGAGCUCAACAAGUUGCUUGUGGAAUGUAACUUUCCAUCAAUCUGCAUCCACUCUGGCAUGUCCCAGGAAGAAAGGUUGACUCGUUACAAGGGUUUCAAGGAAGGACACAAGAGAAUCUUGGUGGCAACGGAUUUAGUUGGAAGGGGUAUUGAUAUCGAACGUGUAAACAUUGUCAUAAACUAUGACAUGCCUGAUUCUGCUGAUACCUACCUCCACCGUGUUGGUAGAGCUGGGAGGUUUGGAACCAAAGGUCUUGCCAUCACAUUCGUGUCGUCUGCAGCCGAUUCUGAUGUUCUUAACCAGGUUCAGGAGAGAUUUGAGGUUGAUAUCAAAGAGCUUCCUGAGCAGAUUGAUACUUCAACAUAUAUGCCAUCGUAGGAAAGCUUUUAGCAAGAAGCAACCAUGGGAUGGGAUGAUGUCAAGUGUGCUCAACAGUGGUGAAUAUUGAAGAAGAAGAUGAAAAUGAUGAUAUUGCUCCUUAUGUCUUAUUAUAAAACAAUUAGAAACAUCAAAGGGGAUAUCUUAUCACAAGAUUGUUGAGUUUUGUAACAUCUAUAAACUUGUUUUCCUAGUUCUUAUGUAGCUCAAGUAGGGAGAGUUGUUUGUUGUUGACCUAUUUUUAUUUGCUGAAUGGUGCAACUUAUGAUGCGUGAAGUACAAGUUGCUGUAGCAUUAUAAAUCUUUUACUUGUUUGAUUAGUCG